AUGUGUAACAUCAAAAAGAAUUGUGGAAUAGCUGCAGUGUUGCGGAAGAGUUCUAUAAUAAUUUGGGAUGAGUGCACAAAGGCACACAAAUAUUCACUUGAAGCACUAAACAGAACUAUGCAAGAUUUAAACAGCAAUAAUAAACUUUACGGUGGUGCUAUCUUACUUUUGUCUGGUGACUUCCGGCAGACCUUACCGGUUAUACCUCGCUCUACUUUCGCGGACAAUUUUUGCACUGUUGUUCAGGAUAAAAAUGAUUUGAUUCAGAGUAUUUUCCCGGAUAUACAGAAUAAUUAUUUGAAUCAUGAAUGGCUUAGUCAACGGGCGAUUUUGGCAGCCAAAAACGUUGAUGUUGACGAAAUUAACUUCCAGAUACAACAGUUGUUACCAAGCGAUCUGAUGUCAUUUAAAUCAAUCGAUACUGUUGUUGACGAAAAUGAAAGUGUAAAUUUUCCGAAAGAAUUUUUAAAUUCAUUAGAUAUCCCUGGAAUGCCACCACAUAAUCUUCGAUUAAAGAUUGGUUCCCCCAUUAUUCUCCUCCGUAAUUUGAAGCCACCUCAAUUAUGUAACGGUACGCGUUUGGUCAUCAAAAAGAUUACCGGAAACAUUCUUGAAGCAACCAUUUUGUCUGGUAAGUUUAAAGGAAAAGUGGUCCUGCUGCCACGUAUUCCGAUGAUACCAUCAGAUUCUACCAUACCCUUCAAAAGGCUACAGUUUCCAAUUCGUUUAGCUUUCGCCAUGUCUAUAAGUAAAUCUCAAGGUCAAACAAUGUCCAUUUGUGGUUUAGAUUUGGAAAAUCCAUGUUUUUCUCAUGGGCAACUAUAUGUUGCGUGUUCACGUGUUGAGAAACUGUCGAAUCUAUUUGUGUUAGCUAAAGACAGGUUAACCAAAAGCAUUGUGCACCGAUUGGUGUUAAAUUAA
Molecule: messenger RNA, 921 nt
Organism: Melanaphis sacchari
Lineage: Eukaryota; Metazoa; Arthropoda; Insecta; Hemiptera; Aphididae
Product: ATP-dependent DNA helicase pif1-like
Exons: 1
Coding region: 1-921 (306 amino acids)
Biological process (GO): telomere maintenance; DNA repair
Molecular function (GO): DNA helicase activity
Source: RefSeq, a predicted model, not a curated record